GGCUGUGUGGCUAAAACACACACACACAGCUUCUACCUGUUUCAUGUCGGUUAUCGAGCUGCUGUUUGUGUCAGCUGGAAACAUCAGCACAGACCGAAGAAGGGCUGCUAUGUUGCUUGCUUACAACUUGACUGAUUCUGUGCAAUACAUUUUUUCCUGAUUUGAAAUCAGUUCUCGUGAAGAAUGCUCGAUGCAGUGUCGGUGACGGUGAGCUGGUUUGUGCAGCACAAUAACGGCACCCUGCCUCCAGCUAUCGAGAACACCUCAGUUCUGCCCACAUGGCCAUCCCAAGCCAACAUCACCCAACCACACGGCUGCCUGCGGGUGCUUUACGAGGAUAUCGGCUCCUCCAGGGUGCGCUUUUGGGACCUGCUGCUGCUGGUGCCAAAUGUAGCCUUCCUCGUGUUCCUGAUGUGGAAGCUUCCAUCAGCUCGCGCCAAGAUCCGCGUUACUUCCAGCCCCAUCUUUAUCACUUUUUACAUUCUGGUGUUUGUCGUGGCAGUUGUCGGAAUCACUCGAGCAAUUGUUUCCAUGACUGUGAGUGCAUCCAGUGCAGCUAUCAUCAUCGACAAGGUGCUGUGGGAGAUCACACGCUUCUUCCUGUUGACCAUCGAGCUCAGCGUUAUCAUAUUAGGACUGGCUUUCGGUCAUUUGGAGAGUAAGUCGAGCAUCAAAAGGGUGUUGGCCAUAACUGCAGUGUUAGCACUGGGUUACUCAGUUACACAGGGUACGCUGGAGAUCCUGUACCCAGAUCAGCAUCUCUCUGCUGAUGAUUUCAAUAUCUACGGUCAUGGAGGGAGACAUUUCUGGUUGGCCAGCUCGUGCUUCUUCUUCCUGGUUUAUUCUCUGAUCGUUGUUCUGCCCAAAACCCCAAUCAGAGAAAGAAUAUCAUUGCCAUCUAAGAGGAGCUUUUACGUGUAUGCUGCCAUUCUGUCGCUGCUGAAUAUGGUACAGGGUCUGGGUAGUGCUCUGCUCUGUGCUAAUAUCAUAGAAGGCCUGUGCUGUGUUGAUGUCACCACAUUCCUCUAUUUCUCCAUGUUUGCGCCUCUCAUCUACGUAACAUUCCUCAAAGGAUUCUUUGGCUCCGAGCCAAAGAUCUUGUUCUCCUACAAGUCUCAGAUAGACGAGCCGGACGAGCCUGAUGUGCACCUGCCUCACACUUCCUCCUCUGGUCUGGGCAAUAGGAAGGAGCUGGAGCACAGUUCCUACUCCAGCACACAGAUAGACACUUCAGGGGCUUAUCUGGACGACGUGGUGUCUGGCCCCUAUGGAACUGGACACAGCAUCAACAGCAUCGACAGUGACCGAUGGAGGGUGCUCAAUGCCUAGAGGAUGGACCAGGAUGGACUGGAGAACAAAAGGAUUGGCCAUAUUUGACCAACUUAAUGACUGACCCUCACCCAAUAAACUGCAUUCCCUUUAACGCAAUGAAUAUGCUUUGGGUUUGAGCUCAGCUUGCAUGACAGCUCAGUAUAUGACGGUUUCUGUGCUCAGUCAAGGUUGCUAUGUUUUUUUUUUGUUUGUUUUUUUUAAUUAGUGAUCUUUAAAUACUCCUGUACACUUUCAGCUGCAGCACCAGUGCAUUAUGGGGCCUGUACAGUACCUAGAGUAUUAUUGAAGAAAUAGUCAGGAACACAGAUGGCUCGGCUGUAAUUGAGAUGAGACAGAAUUUGCUGAAUGAUGAGCUGCAGAACGGGUAUUGUAAAAAAAAAAAAACUUUGUAAUGAGGGUCCCCCCCCAAAAUCAUAGAAGGAGGAAAAAAUUUGGAUAUAUUGUGCUGAACUGUGCUCAGAUCAACUGCUUCUGGGUUCACUUUUUAUUUUUAUUUUAGUGAUUAUGCUUGUUAUAUUUUUACCCUGUUCCAUUAUCAUUCCAUUUUGAGAAACAAACCAAGCAGCAUAAAAAGGAACAAGUUUUUUUUUUUUGGUCCGUCAUGCUGUUUCUGCAGCAAUGGCUGGGCUUUAAUGACCAAAAAUGUAUAUUUGACUUUUAAUCUUUGUGCACUUUUUGUAUUGUGAAAUCAUUGUUGAGCUCUAAUAACAUACCCAAGCCUUACAACAUACACUGCAUAUUUUACAUCGACAUAUAGAGGGUUAUUUAUGGGUGAUGGCAACACCAGAUCUUUUAUAUUUAUAGAAUGAAAACUGGCCAGAGUUCUGAGAUUUUGUGUGUAUUUGUUUUGGCUGAAUGAGUGAAUUUCCUGCCUUAGAACAAUGCACACUACCUGUGUUAUCGAGGACUAAGAUGGUAAGCUGAGCAUAAUUUAAAGCACUCACUAACACUUAAGAUGCGCUUUUGUUUUUUUUUUUUUAAACCAGGCCCCACUUCACAGUUACUAAAAAGACUUCUUUCUAAUCAAGUAUAAAUCUCUCCCUGGAAGGCCGGAGCACAAUAAUAGUGCAUAAAAUAUUACAUUUAGAAAACUGGAUUAUUUCCACAAAAUGCUGUCAUACAGUAUUCGUAAAAAGGUUAUUUUUCCAUGUAUGUACAUAGAUGCAAAAGCUGUUGUAUAUUUUCCUGCCUGUUGUCAUAUAGCCUGUUUACUGUGGCAGUGCACGUUGCACCUCAUGGCAUCCUACAUCUGAACGCUGGUUUUGUAAAAAUAGUGACUGAAAUUAGUCAUUAAAAAUUGUUACUGUGUGGUAACACCCUGUGAAA
Molecule: messenger RNA, 2658 nt
Organism: Neoarius graeffei (lesser salmon catfish)
Lineage: Eukaryota; Metazoa; Chordata; Actinopteri; Siluriformes; Ariidae
Gene: tpra1
Product: transmembrane protein, adipocyte asscociated 1
Exons: 11
Coding region: 184-1329 (381 amino acids)
Biological process (GO): G protein-coupled receptor signaling pathway
Cellular component (GO): plasma membrane
Molecular function (GO): G protein-coupled receptor activity
Source: RefSeq, a predicted model, not a curated record